AUGUCUUCCAAUACUCCAAGUGCGCCAAAUUGUGAAGGAGGAAGAGGGAAUUCAGCUUCCACCAAUGGAGGCUCGCAGAUGGUUCAGGACAACUCAGCUCCGAAUAAAACUCACGAAGGACCGUGUUUGCUGUGUAUGCGCGCUGCAGUUCAAGGCGAUCAUCUGGACCUCUGCAACUACCAGGCCAGUAUUGGAGAGGCUUGUAGCAGAUGUGUAGAAAGAGAUCUUCCAUGUUGUUUGGUUCCGGAUUGGAUCAAGAAGUUGUGGGAUAAUUAUACGUUGUGGAAGUUGAGCGAGAGGACCAGUACAGGGUUGAGCAUGAAGGAUGAGGAAUGGACAUUGACCGAGAAGACAGUCCAGAUAUUUGUCAUCAAUAUGGCUUAA
Molecule: messenger RNA, 384 nt
Organism: Botrytis sinoallii
Lineage: Eukaryota; Fungi; Ascomycota; Leotiomycetes; Helotiales; Sclerotiniaceae
Exons: 4
Coding region: 1-384 (127 amino acids)
Source: RefSeq, a predicted model, not a curated record